AUGGACUACCGGCAGCUGCUGAUGAGUCGGGUAGUUCCCGGGCAGUUCGACGACGCGGAGUCCUCCGACAGUGAAAACAUUGACUUGAAGACAGUCAAAGAGGGAGAUGGCAUUCUGUUUGAACACUUUCAAAAUAAUGUGAAUGAGAAGAUGGAUGAAGAUGAGAUAGAAGAUGAGGAAGAAGAGGAGGAUUAUGAUGAUGAAGAUGAUUGGGACUGGGUUGAUGGAGUUGGAAAACUCACCAAAUGUUAUAUCUCUAAUGGAGGAAGUAACCCACAGGCAAAUCGACAGCCUUCCAACUAUAAUUCAGCCAAAAUGUCUACUCCAGCAGACAAGGCCUUACGGAAAUAUGAGAAUAAAAUUAAUCUAGAUAAGUUAAAUGUUACUGAUUCUGUCAUAAAUAAAGUCACUGAAAAGUCUAGACAAAAGGAAGCAGAUAUGUAUCGCAUCAAAGAUAAGGCAGACAGAGCAACGGUAGAACAGGUGUUGGAUCCCAGAACACGAAUGAUAUUAUUCAAGAUGUUGACUAGAGGAAUCAUAUCAGAGAUAAAUGGCUGCAUUAGCACAGGAAAAGAAGCUAAUGUAUACCAUGCUAGCACAACAAAUGGAGAGAGCAGAGCAAUCAAAAUUUAUAAAACUUCUAUUUUGGUGUUCAAAGAUCGGGAUAAGUAUGUAAGUGGAGAAUUCAGAUUUCGUCAUGGCUAUUGUAAAGGAAACCCCAGAAAGAUGGUGAAAACUUGGGCAGAAAAAGAAAUGAGGAACUUGAUCAGGCUGAACACAGCAGGGAUCCCAUGCCCAGAACCCAUCCUGCUACGAAGUCAUGUUCUCGUCAUGGGUUUCAUUGGUAAAGAUGACAUGCCAGCACCCCUCUUGAAAAACAUCCAAUUAUCAGAAUCCAAGGCUCGUGAGUUGUACUUGCAGGUCAUUCAAUACAUGAGAAUAAUGUAUCAGGAUGCCAGACUGGUCCAUGCAGAUCUCAGUGAAUUUAACAUGCUGUACAGUGGUGGGGGUGUGUACAUCAUUGACGUCUCUCAGUCUGUGGAGCAUGACCACCCACAUGCCUUGGAGUUCUUGAGAAAAGAUUGUGCUAAUGUCAAUGAUUUCUUUUUAAAGCACAACGUUGCUGUGAUGACUGUGCGGGAGCUCUUUGAAUUUGUCACAGACCCAUCAAUUACACAAGAGAACAUGGAUGCUUAUCUCUCAAAGGCCAUGGAAAUAGCAUCUCAAAGGACCAAGGAGGAAAGGUCCAGCCAAGAUCAUGUGGAUGAAGAGGUGUUUAAGCGAGCAUAUAUUCCUAGAACCUUGAAUGAAGUAAAAAACUAUGAGAGGGACAUGGAUAUAAUGAUGAAAUUGAAGGAAGAGGACAUGGCCAUGAAUGCCCAACAAGAUAAUAUUCUAUAUCAAACCGUCACAGGAUUGAAGAAAGAUUUGUCAGGCGUUCAGAAGGUCCCUGCACUCCUAGAAAAUCAGGUUAAAGAAAAGGAUUGUUCUGAUUCAGAAGAUGGUGGAAUUUCUGAGUGUUCUGAUGCGGGUUCUGAAGAGCAGGGAGACCAUGCCUGUUCCAAGAAACCCACCACUGAUCUUGAAGUUGAUAAAAAGGAAAGAAAAAAGAUGGUCAAGGAAGCCCAGAGAGAGAAAAGAAAGAACAAAAUUCCUAAACAUGUGAAAAAAAGAAAGGAGAAGACAGCCAAGACAAAGAAGGGCAAAUAG
Pipistrellus nathusii (Nathusius's pipistrelle) is the source of this 1710-nucleotide messenger RNA. NCBI's taxonomy places the organism in Eukaryota, Metazoa, Chordata, Mammalia, Chiroptera, Vespertilionidae. The record is from the annotation of a GenBank genome assembly.